AAUAGAAGCGAUAAUUUUCGAAAGAAUUGUUCUUGUUUGGCUUGGAAGCUCAGUUAGAAUCGAGCUACAAGAAGGAAGACAUCUCACGAAAAUAACUGUGCUCAUAAAAAUUCAAAAUGAGAACAUUGAUUAUUUUACUGUCCCUAGUGUGUUGGUCCAGUGCUUUCAAUUACAGCCUUCCAUCUGCAAAUUGGUUCAGAGCGCAGGAAAUCUGUGCCACCCAAGGACAGAGGCUCGUUUCGAUUGAAUCCCUGUUUAAGCAGAACGAGGUCGUUUCGUUCAUGAAACGAUCGGGCAAGCUUGUUCCGGAUAGCCAAUUUUGGAUUGGGGCCAGUGAUCUAGCUGGAUUCGGAGCCUAUUCCUGGGUGGAUACCGGAGUGGAGAUGGACUACGCCAAUUGGGCUGAAGACGAACCGAACGCAUCGCAUAAUAUGGACACGUGUGUCGAGAUGCUGUAUCAACAGUCGGAGGCCGAAAAUUUCAAAUGGAAUGAUAACAAUUGUAAAAACUUGAAUUAUUUUGUUUGUGAGACUAUUCCUUGUCAAUGUCCACUAGAGUAAACUAUGAAUGAAAUUAUAGAAAAAAAAAACUGUCUGAAUUUAACAAAUUGUUGUCCAUUUGUAUAUAUUGAUGUCAAUAUUGUCAUUUAUAAUAUUUUAUCUUAAGGUUGCCAG
Molecule: messenger RNA, 674 nt
Organism: Uranotaenia lowii
Lineage: Eukaryota; Metazoa; Arthropoda; Insecta; Diptera; Culicidae
Product: C-type lectin 37Db-like
Exons: 2
Coding region: 117-560 (147 amino acids)
Biological process (GO): biological process involved in interspecies interaction between organisms
Cellular component (GO): external side of plasma membrane
Molecular function (GO): carbohydrate binding
Source: RefSeq, a predicted model, not a curated record